Molecule: messenger RNA, 2831 nt
Organism: Coccomyxa subellipsoidea C-169
Lineage: Eukaryota; Viridiplantae; Chlorophyta; Trebouxiophyceae; Coccomyxaceae
Exons: 11
Coding region: 1-1977 (658 amino acids)
Source: RefSeq, a predicted model, not a curated record
AUGGCUGCGCCAAGGGCGCGGCAGCGGUUUUGUGGGCAGCUCGUGUCGUCAUCCACAGGCAAUCUGCCAAUAAAUUCCAACGACCUCAACACCCUCAUUCAGGGCGUGCGCGCCACCCAGACGUUUGGGCAGUAUCUGGCGACGCUGGGGGGGGAGGCGAGCAGGCAGACUUCUCUGCAGUCCACGCUGCAGGGGCAGAACAUCGCUGGACUCUACAAGCAACAGACCACCGACGAACGCUUCAAGGUCGGCUCGCCAUCUGGCUCAGUCUACUGGACCGCAGGCGCGCACUCUACACCUACUGCUUUUCGCAACGAGCCGGUGCCGGCCCCAGCCCAGGCUGUGGCGGCCAAUUUCGCUAACGCGCUUGCGCCGGGCGUAAACUCGCUGACUCAGUCUCUGAUGGAGCUAAUCCCCUCUCCGCCGCCGCCGCCACCGCCGCCCACCGUCAUCCAAGCGCUCGCGCCCCUUGAGCAGGCGGCGACUCAGCGCAUUGCAGACAUCCUCACGACGAGCGGCCAGGCGGCGUCGGCGAACUCGGGCGCGGGAGCCGGCGCAGCGCGCACAGCGCGCGACGGGACUUCCUCCUUCCAGCAGCAGCCGGCGGCUGCGGCGCAGGACGCGCUGCCGACCGUUGCCGUGCCGACCACCUUCACGCACGAUACCUGGAACGCUGAGAACUACGGGCGCAAGCUGCAGCAGGUGCAGUGGCAGCCAACACAGCAGCAGCAGGCGGCAGCAAGCAGCCAGCAGAACUGGGCACCUGCCAGCAACGCAGCCCAAAACCAGCAGCAGCAGGCAGUGUCACCCUCGCAGCUGUGGGCGCCCUCAACUCAGACCCAGCAGACCGCCCCUGCCAGCCAGCAGAAAUGGGACAACUCCGCCUCCAACUCCAACAACUGGGCCCCCAGCGCCAAUGGCCAGCAGUGGGCCCCCACAAACCAGGCCGCCGCCUCCAACUGGUCCCCCCAGCCGCAGCAGUGGUCCCCCCAGCCCCAGCAGCAGUGGGCCCCCUCAAACCAGGCUCAGCAGCAGCAGGGAACCGGCACCCAGCAGAACUGGGGCAACUCUGCAUCAGCCGCUACUAACAACAACUGGUCCCCCCAGCCGCAGCAGCAGUGGUCCCCCCAGCCGCAGCAGCAGUGGUCCCCUCAGCAGCAGCAGCAGUGGUCCCCUCAGCCGCAGCAGUGGUCCCCCCAGCAGCAGUGGGCCCCCCAGGCCGCCGCCCCCACCCAGGCCACCUCCGCUGCCAUGACUAUCGAUGGCAACCCCAUCACCCCCCAGGUGCAGCUGGCUGACGGCACAUGGGUUCCCUCCCCCCAGCAGCAGCAGCAGACAACAACUACCAGCACAGACAAGACUGCCGCUGUGGCCAACACCAACACCCAGGGUGCAGAUGCAACCCGCUCUCAAGUGACCGGUACGGGCCAGCCCAGCCAGUACGGCGCCUCCUCCGCAAAUCAGGGCACCACAAAUGCCGCCACAACAACCGCCACCACCAACAACGGCGCAGAGCAGUCCACGAGCGCGUCCGCGCCGUCUCCUUCCUCGUCUGCGCUGACGUUCCCUCCGGUGACGAUCAACGGCGUCAACCUGCCCGGUUGGAGCCUGCCCACCUGGUCCCCCGCGCCCCCCCUCGGCCCCGCGCCUGCUUUGGCUCCCCUGCCCCUGGCGCCCCAGCCGCAGCCGUUGCCGGGCCAGGCGCAGCCGGCAGUCAGUGCCUCCUUCCAGGACCUCACAAACCAGGGCGUCCCCCUGACGCAGUCGUUGGCGCAGCAGAGCGCGCUGCCACAGCUGCAGGCAAUCGGCGGCGGCCCGGCCGUGCGGCCGAACAACAACCUGCCCGCACAGCCCGCCGGACCUGCCCAGCCCGGGCUGCCCGGCUUCCCCGCGCCGGCCGGCCCGGCCGCCAUCCCCAACAACAACCUCGUCUGGGUCGGCCUCGGCGGCAGCGGCAAGCAGGGCUCCAACACCUAAGCCACCCGUUGGGCCGGGGCAUCGGGCAGCUGAGCCCGGGCCAAGCUUGUCCGCAGGAAAAGCUGUCGUGAAAAUGCGCCGGAUUUGUGGUCUGCAUGAGCCUUGCUCUGCACAGAGCGCUCCAUGCAGGCAGCAAUGAGGCAGCAGCAAGCAGGGCUCCACCACCAGAGCCGACCCGUCGUGCUCGGGUAUUGGCUUUGUCAAACAGCCAGCGCUGGGCCACGGGUCCGUGGGGAGUCCAAAUCCUGCAAGUGCUCUGCAUAAGCCUGGCUCUGGAGAAAGCGCAGUAGGUUGCAAUGAGGCAGCGGAAAGCAAGGCAAUACUCAAGGUGCAGAAGCAUGCGCACUGAGACGUAGUUCUUGAGGCCCGGCUCAGGGGCGCUUAUGCUGGGCCGUCGGCUCUGUCAAGACAGCUGUUUUGGAAGUGGACCGUUGGGUAUUGGAAGGGAGAUAUUCUUGCACGGGACAAAUGGGGUUGAAUGUUUUGCGAGGGCUUUGGUGGAGCAGACUGAUUGGCAAAUGCCAGUCAUGUGUAGAGUCCUCACAAACCUCACAGUGCCCGAACCUCAGAAACUGCACAGUGCCUCGGAGCGAGUUGCAGGACAUCAGGGCCUGAAAUGCAACACCAGUAUUUGAUUUGAAGCUACCGGCUCCGCAUUUGCAGGCUAGCAAAGUGAAGGGACUUUGCAAGAAGUUUAUCUUGCAUGCUAGAUGGGGAAACAUAUUGGACUGAUGACAGGAUUGUGCAGGCUGAGUUCAACAAUUUGAAGAUUUGGAAUAUGAGAUAGACGACCUAUGACAGCAGUGUGUCAGUGUUUCCUGCUGGCUCUGGCAACUGUAAUCAUAGUCAUAACC